This is a messenger RNA of Kogia breviceps (pygmy sperm whale), 3256 nucleotides long. It is a transcript of the gene NEK7, whose product is annotated as NIMA related kinase 7. Gene Ontology annotation, molecular function: ATP binding; protein serine/threonine kinase activity. The record is from RefSeq and is a predicted model, not a curated record. Gene Ontology annotation, cellular component: nucleus. NCBI's taxonomy places the organism in Eukaryota, Metazoa, Chordata, Mammalia, Artiodactyla, Physeteridae. Gene Ontology annotation, biological process: peptidyl-serine phosphorylation.
CGGGGGCGGCGCGGCGGGAGGUGGCCAGCCCUCCGGGCCUAGCAGACACAGCCCCCGGCCCAGCGGGCCUGUGCGCGGCGCCGCCUGCCCGAGCCGCCCGCCCGCCCCGGGUCCCUCGCCGGCCGGAGAACGGAGAGCUCCCCGCUUCUUGAGUUCUGAAGUUCCUGUUGCUUCAGACGAUGGAUGAGCAAUCGCAAGGGAUGCAAGGGCCGCCUGUUCCUCAGUUCCAACCACAGAAGGCCUUACGACCGGAUAUGGGCUAUAAUACAUUAGCCAACUUUCGAAUAGAAAAGAAAAUUGGUCGCGGGCAAUUUAGUGAAGUUUAUAGAGCAGCCUGUCUCUUGGAUGGAGUACCAGUAGCUUUAAAAAAAGUGCAGAUAUUUGAUUUAAUGGACGCCAAAGCACGUGCUGAUUGUAUCAAAGAAAUAGAUCUCCUUAAGCAACUCAACCAUCCUAAUGUAAUUAAAUAUUAUGCAUCAUUCAUUGAAGAUAAUGAACUAAACAUAGUUUUGGAAUUAGCAGAUGCUGGUGAUCUAUCCAGAAUGAUAAAGCAUUUUAAGAAACAAAAGAGGCUAAUUCCUGAAAGGACUGUUUGGAAGUACUUCGUGCAGCUGUGCAGUGCACUGGAGCACAUGCAUUCUCGACGGGUCAUGCACCGGGAUAUAAAACCAGCGAAUGUGUUCAUUACAGCCACUGGGGUGGUCAAACUUGGAGAUCUUGGGCUUGGUCGGUUUUUUAGCUCCAAAACCACAGCUGCACAUUCUUUAGUGGGUACACCUUAUUACAUGUCUCCAGAGAGAAUACAUGAAAAUGGGUACAACUUCAAAUCUGACAUCUGGUCCCUUGGCUGUCUACUGUAUGAGAUGGCUGCGUUACAGAGUCCUUUCUAUGGCGACAAAAUGAACUUGUACUCGCUGUGUAAGAAGAUAGAGCAGUGUGACUACCCACCUCUUCCUUCAGAUCACUAUUCAGAGGAGUUGCGGCAGUUGGUGAACAUGUGCAUCAACCCAGACCCAGAAAAGCGACCAGACAUCACGUAUGUGUACGACGUGGCCAAGAGGAUGCACGCCUGCAUGGCCAGCAGCUGAGUGCAUGGACGGCGUGGAGGACGUAAGCAACACAAGUUCAAGUAUUUCUGUGCAAAUCAUACCUCCCUGUUCUUGAGUGUUAAGAUUAAUAUUUCAGAGCUAGUGUGCUUUGAAUCCUUAACCAGUUUUCAUCUAAGCUUCAUUUUGUACCAAUUUAAGUCACCUUCUUGCAAACCCCAGUGACUUUGGAAUAAUCCGAUUCCGUAUUAGGAGAGCAAAGGGAACAUGAUGGUUUUUAAUGGCUAAAGAUUUUUAGAAUUAUUUUGAGUUUUGUGCUGAUAAGUCGUGUUCAGAUAGACUCUCGGUGCCAAAUGCCGGCGGCUCGGCUCGGCCCCGUUGGGACAGACGUGCAGCCUGAGGAAGGUGUCUGAACAUGUGCCUUGUGUGCGCUGCUCUCCAGUCAUCUGUGGACGUGUGAGAUGAACACAGUUGUGAACUUCUGUGAUUAUUUUAUUUGUAGAAGUUUGAAGUAUGCGUUUUAGUUCUUAGCAUUGUAGCUUUCAAAUAGGAUUCUUACUCAAAGAUAAUUGUAGACAUAUGAACUAUUUGAGAGCAUUUAAAACUCUUAAAAUAGCUUACACAUUCAAAAUGCAACUAUUAAAUGUGAAAAGAUUUGGGGAUAAAACGUGAGUCAGACACUGAAGAGUUUUCUGCUUUAUUUUGUUUUAUUUUAAUAUCUUUGAAAUUCUCUUUGCAUUAAAGUGGUAUAAAUGAAUCCAUUUAAAAAGUGGUUAAGGAUUUGUUUGGCUGGUGUGGUAGUAAUUUUCCAAGUUGCACAUUGCCCAAGGCUUUUUUGUGUGUUUUUACUAUUGUUUGUACAUUUGAAAAAUAUUCUUCGAAUAAUCCUGCAGUACUAUUUUCAAUUUCUUUAUAAAUUUAAAUGCUCUACUCAUGAUUAUACACUAUCGUGUAAGCGUAUGUUUUUAUUCAUAGAUUUGAUUGAAGUUCUGAUUGAUCCCCUUCCGAAAUUUUUUUUUAUUCUUCAAGUUACUUUCCUAUUUAUAUUGUACAUGCAUUUUAUCCACUGUUUCAGAUUUUCUGACAACAUAAUAACCUUAAAAAUAUUUGAUAUACCAACACUUUUCCUGGAUUGAAAACAUUUUUUUGUUCAAUUUUGAAAAUUUGGGCCACUGUGUAUGCACGUGCCUUGUCUUGUUAGGAAGAGGGAUGUGCCUUGUACUGCAGCUGUGAACGUUGUUACUAUUUCCAUUUAUCCGACAAGGUUGUAACUUUAGAAUAUGUUUAAAGAAAUGAAAACUGGCCACUACCGCAGACAGAAUUUUUAUGAGCUAAACAUUUCUAUCGAGAAGCUUUUAGGCAAAGUACUGUGUUCAUGCAUAAAGAUAACAGAGUGGGUGACACUUCGUUUAGUUUAAGGAAAUGGGCAGAGUUUAGUAAAUGCUGUCAUGGAGAUGUUUUCCCUGAAUGCCUUCGUGUUAGUGGUGACCGGCUCCUCCCAGAGUUGUGCAGCCAAAAGGCUGCGUAGCAGUCACUGCCUCAGGACGCCAUGCCACCAUGUAACCUUGGGACAAUAAUCCUGCCAACAGGAAACCCUCAUGCUCAGAGAACACCUACCUUUAGCCCAUAUAACUGCUGGUUUUAUUUUAUCCACAGAAGUAUUUUUCUUAAAAUCAUUUGAAUACUUGCAAGUCAUUUGUAAACUUUAAAAAUGUACAAAGGGCAAAAGUGUAAACUUUUUUUCUAAAUUUAGUCAGCCACAGUAUCGUAAUCAGUUCUGAAUGGAGGGUAAUUUUAUCCCGGGACAGACAGAGGAGAGCUGGUUAUUCUGUAUGUGAGGGCCAGGCAGGCCGUUUCUCCCAGAUUCUGGUGACUUUGACCGCACUGGACACCCGCACCCUCCUCUCCAGAGUGACGAGGGGAAUUGUUUCUGUUGACCGUCAGUGUCUUGUUCAUUUUAAUGUAAUAUGAUUCAUGGAGAUGAAAUGUUCUCUAAUUGGAACAGAUACAGUCCUUUUUCUUGCAAUCUUUAAAGAUAAAUGGAUCUAAAAGUCAUCAGCUUAACCCCUCACAGGACUUCUAAGCAAAGAUUUAAACUUUUCUUUUAAGUGAAUCUAUCUGCUGGAAGGAAAUAGUUGGGAAGAAUUUAUUGAUCAGGGAAAUCCAUUAUUGUUUUCUACAUAUGGAAAUUUUUUGUUUGGGAUAUUGUA